CGCCGGCGAAAAGACGACCUAGGGGAGGGGUGGUGGCAGCGGGGACUCCGGAAGCCCACCUUUCACCCGGAAAUGGUUGUCGAGAAACAUGGCGUUGCUGGUGCGAGUCCUUAGGAACCGGAUUAGCAUCUCCCAGUGGGUUCCAGUAUGCAGCCGAUUGCUACUUGUGUCUCAUACACAGGGACAGUGGGGCAGGGCUCUGUCUGGUACUUCCCAGUGGCCCCAGAUGAGCCAGGCCCUAGCAUGUGGUGGAUCAGUAGUAGACAUUCAGCUAAGUAGGAAGUAUCAUACCACAAAUAAGCUUUCUUCUACCAAGGAUUCCCCACAGCCUGUUGAGGAGAAGGUUGGUGCCUUCACAAAGAUAAUAGAAGCCAUGGGAUUCACAGGACCUUUGAAAUACAGUAAAUGGAAGAUUAAGAUUGCGGCCCUGCGCAUGUAUACUAGCUGUGUGGAGAAAACUGACUUCGAGGAAUUCUUUCGAAGGUGUCAGAUGCCUGAUACAUUCAAUUCAUGGUUUCUUAUAACUCUACUUCAUGUCUGGAUGUGUCUAGUCCGAAUGAAGCAGGAAGGCCGGAGUGGGAAAUACAUGUGUCGUAUCAUAGUUCAUUUUAUGUGGGAGGAUGUUGAGCAGCGUGGCAGAAUCAUGGGGUUUCCAGGUACUCUGCUAGGCACUGGAGAUACAAAGAUGACAAAGAUAUUGUCCCUGACUCCCCAGUCUAGUAGGAGAAGACAAACAUAUAAACAGGUUAAUUCCUAUAUCCUGAAGAAGAACAUGAUGCUUAUGACAAAUAAUUUCUAUGUGGCAAUCUUGGGAUAUGAUGAGGGGGUCCUUUCAGAUGAUCGUGGGCUGGCUGCUGCCCUCUGGAGAACCUUCUUUAACCAGAAAUGUGAAGACCCUCGACAACUUGAAUUGUUGGUGGAGUAUGUGAGGAAACAGAUACAGUACCUGGACUCCAUGAACGGUGAGGAUCUGCUUCUGACAGGGGAGGUGAGCUGGCGCCCUCUAGUGGAGAAGAAUCCUCAGAGCAUCCUGAAGCCCCAUUCCCCAACUUACAACGACGAGGGUCUUUGAUGGGCUGGUCCCUCCAAACAGCUGGCCAACUAGCUCUGAGGAACUGCCAGAAGAGAGGUGGCUGUUUGGCCCAGGAAGUGGCCUGAACUGACCUUUGAAAAGCAUCUGUCAAAUACCUGGCCCCAUUUGUGUUGAUUUUCCUCUUAGUACACCCAGGAGUCUGAUUGGGUGGGGUACGGUGCUGGGAGAACCCUUAGCCCUUCUAAGGUGUCCUCUCCCUCAAGAGAAGCCCUGAGAAAGAGCUCCCCUGCCCACACUCCCCAGGUCCCCUCUAGGAAACAUGCGAUUGACAGCUUUUCCCAAAGGCCACAGAAGGGAAUGGGGGUAGGUUAGAAAGGGGACACCCCCUCCCCCGCCAAGGGCCCACUGUGGCCUAGGAGCAGUUUGUAAUGCUUCUGAGUCGAGACGGGUAACCACGCUCUGUCCUCCGGCGUUGAGCUGUGGGGUUGAGUUGGCCAUUAAAAGAAACAGAGACUUCUCUCUGCCAUGGCUCUUUAUUCCUGGGUCUUUUAGAAACUUACCUGGGAUGGUGGAUGCCACGAGCUGAGGAGCACUGCCCAGCUCAGUUAGAGACAGGGAGGCGGAGAGGCUCAGGGGGGUCUCUGCUGCUGCUUCUGCUUCCAGCUCAUGGAGAUGUCACUGUUCUGGCCAAGGUACAGCCUUCCAGGCCACGACCUUGGGGACCCAGGAGGCCUCUAUGGCCAGGGGGCUUGUCACAUCCUGAGUCAUUUGGAAAGAGGCCUCAAGAGGAAGGUCCCUUUGUCACACACACUCCCAUUGAACUGGGUGAGGAACAUGCUGCCUUUUCCUCUCUUGGCUCCCCCUUAUACGAGGUACUGGGGAGAAGGGGAGAAGAGGAGAACACACUCUUCCUGGCUUCGUUGCUCCGCCCCAGGACCCAGCCCCGUGCCCAGCCUUCCACCCCCUUCCCAACUCGAGGAGCAUGUGCUGCAGAGCCACCUUGGUCUGGGCACUUGAGGACCAGUCCCCUCCUCCCUCUGAGUGUGGGUCAUCUCUGGGGGAAUUUUCUUUAAAUUGAAGAAAGGGGGCGGAGAACCAUAUUGCCCCUCCCCCCAUCAAACUUCCUUCAUUUAACUUGCUAUAAAAUGAGUCAUAUAAAGAAACUCUAUAAGGGUGAGGUAUAUCUCACUUCUGUGAAAACAUUACAAAUCAAACCACCUUCUCUGAGUUUAUUUAAGAUGCUUUUGUUGCACAAGGAGCUCUAGAGUGAAGCCUCCUGUGUGUGUGAGAUAAUAACACCUUGUAACUCAUUACAGCUGGGCACUAUUUACAUAAACCAGAGCUGGGCCAGGCAGGAAUUUGCUGAUUAAUUUAUUUUUAAUGGAGUGAAGUAUACCAUGCACCAAAAUAAACUUUACAGUGUGUACCUAACUGCUCCUGGAAUGGAUGGAAAAAUUAAUGGAACAGAUUUGGCUCUCAACUCUACACAUUAAUUUAUAUAUAAAAGUUAUUUGAGCCUUAACCCAUUUGCUGCCCAGGGCAGCUCCCCAGCCACAGAUCCCAGCCUGCAGCACCAGUUCAGCUACCGGGCUUGCUUUAGAAUCAUGGCAUCUCAGAUUGGAAGGACCGUUAGCGGUCAUUUAGUCCAGCCCUGGUCCAGAACUUGACGCCGUUUCUCAACAUCCCAGUUGCCUAUGUUCAUACGGGCCCUAUAUGAAUACCUCCAGCAGCAGACAGCCCCCACCUGCAGAGCCAAGUCCUGUCUCCAUAAGAAGAGUAAUCACCAAACACUGCAACUUAUGACACGCAGCCAUGUUUCAAAGAGCCAGUCGAUCUGUCAUGUCUGUGAUGUCCCGAAGCCCUCACUUCCUGCCCGUAGGCAUCUUUCACUGACUACACCCGCCCCCCCAAAAUAAAAUCCAGACUCCUUGGAAGCUGCAAGGCUUUUCUUAGUUUGA
Messenger RNA from Aethalodelphis obliquidens (Pacific white-sided dolphin), 2991 nucleotides. It is a transcript of the gene UQCC1, whose product is annotated as ubiquinol-cytochrome c reductase complex assembly factor 1. Gene Ontology annotation, cellular component: mitochondrion. NCBI's taxonomy places the organism in Eukaryota, Metazoa, Chordata, Mammalia, Artiodactyla, Delphinidae. The coding region runs from base 89 to 1072 and encodes 327 amino acids. The transcript has 11 exons. The record is from RefSeq and is a predicted model, not a curated record. Gene Ontology annotation, biological process: mitochondrial respiratory chain complex III assembly.